UUAACAUGGUUCAGAAUGGAUGCAUGGCGCUAUACAUAGGAUUUUCGUCUCUGGAGGGCUGGCUUGGAUUCAUCGAAAACUAUAUAAACGGUGUCAUUGCCAAAGCUUUCCUUCCAGUUCAAAUAAAUUUGAGGACAUAUCUCGGAUACGAAAAUCUUGAACUAAGUGUCGAGCUUGAUGAAGAAGAUUUCAAAAUAUGUGUAAAUACAAUAACCGAUCAGCUUACAGAAUUGCUGAACGAUCGACAUCAAGAUGCUCAGGCCGCCAAUAACGUAACCACAACAACAAGUACACUAAGAUCCCCUUCUCAUGAGAUGCCUUCUAAUGACGAUUUUAAUGCGACUGAAACGUUUUCGGUAAACAGUUUUAAAUCGCAUAACAUAAAAGUCACCAAUGCAAUAGAAGACGAUUUUGUAUUUGAACACUUGGAUGUAAUAAAAAGAGAAGGUGUCGCUGAGUUGACAAAAGUCCUGAAGACGACUGAAUGUGAAAACCGGACGAAAAAACAAAUUAACAUAGCCAUACACGGCGAUAUCGGUUCAGGAAAAUAUUGCUUUAUCAAUACCAUAAGAGGAAUUCGAUAUGGAGAUGAAGGUUAUGCAGACGUCAGAUUCUUUAAAACAACAACAGAAAUUCGGAAAUAUUUUCAUCCUAAACAUCUGAAUCUCGUAUUUUGGGAACUUCCAAGUUAUGGGGCUCCACAGUUCUCAAGAUCAUCGUACAUACAAGAUAUGCAGUUUGAACGAUACGAUGUCGUCAUCUUUAUUUACUCCGGCCGAUUCAGAGAAGACGACAUAUGGCUAGCUAAGAUAAUAAGUGAACAAAAAACGCCGUGUUAUUUUGUCAGAUCUAUAUCAGAAUUGGAUGUGCAUUUUGAAUUUAAACACGCUUCGAAAAUAUUAACAAAUAAAGAAAUAAUUGAGAAAAUUCGUAAGGAUGAAGAAGAUAUGCUUAAAGAAAAUGGCGUUAGCACAGAUAACGUGUUUCUUGUCGACAAAACUUGUAAAAUCAACAAGUAUGAUUUCAAUGCUUUAAUUAGAUGCAUCACACUGAUUUCAAUGCUUUAA
This is a messenger RNA of Dreissena polymorpha, 1067 nucleotides long. Its product is annotated as interferon-inducible GTPase 1-like. Lineage: Eukaryota; Metazoa; Mollusca; Bivalvia; Myida; Dreissenidae. Gene Ontology annotation, molecular function: GTP binding; GTPase activity. Bases 6 to 1067 code for a protein of 353 amino acids. The record is from RefSeq and is a predicted model, not a curated record. The transcript is spliced from 4 exons. Gene Ontology annotation, cellular component: membrane.